Peromyscus leucopus (white-footed mouse) is the source of this 2311-nucleotide messenger RNA. RefSeq names its product solute carrier family 17 member 4 (gene Slc17a4). Gene Ontology annotation, biological process: monoatomic anion transport; transmembrane transport. The transcript has 12 exons. Gene Ontology annotation, molecular function: transmembrane transporter activity. The record is from RefSeq and is a predicted model, not a curated record. The coding region runs from base 108 to 1595 and encodes 495 amino acids. NCBI's taxonomy places the organism in Eukaryota, Metazoa, Chordata, Mammalia, Rodentia, Cricetidae.
GCUAGACAGCCGCAGAAAGCUGAGAAACCAAUAGUGACCGGAACCAGAACCACGCACUCCACCCUCCUCAGUAAGUAGAUGCUGGACCUUAGGAGGAGAGAGACAAAAUGUCUACUGGAGCAGACACCAAGGCGAGAGUGGGAGCCAUUCCCAAUGACAGCGAUUUAAACAUGGCCCAAGAACAAUCCUUCAAGAAAGGCUUCUGCUCACUGAGGCACGGUCUAGCCUUCAUCUUGCACCUCUGUAAUUUUUCAAUUUAUACCCAACAAAUGAACUUGAGCAUUGCCAUAACAGCUAUGGUGAACACCACAGUAGCAUCCAGCCAGCUCAAUGCUUCCACCGCAAGGCCCCCUACUGACUCCCAAGACUUCGGGAAUGAAACACUCCAGGCAUCUAAGGCCCCUGUGUAUGACUGGACUCCUGAGAUCCAGGGAAUCCUCCUCAGCUCCCUGAGCUAUGGAUCAUUCUUAGCUCCGAUCCCCACUGGUUAUGUGGCUGGAGUGUUUGGAGCCAAGUAUGUGGUUGGAGCAGGCUUGCUAAUUUCUUCCAUCCUGACCCUCUUCACUCCCCUGGCGGCUGAUGCUGGAGUAGCCUUGCUCAUUGUCCUUCGGGUCAUCCAAGGCAUGGCUCAGGUUAUGGUAUUGACAGGUCAGUACUCAAUAUGGGUCAAAUGGGCUCCCCCAUUGGAAAGGAGUCAACUCACCACCAUCGCUGGAUCAGGGUCAAUGCUUGGGACCUUCCUUGUCCUCAUUGCUGGUGGGCUUCUUUGCCAGAACCUUGGAUGGCCUUAUAUCUUCUACAUCUUUGGUGGAAUUGGCUGUGCCUGUUGCCUGAUCUGGUUUCCUCUCGUAUAUGAUGACCCACAGAAUCACCCCUUUAUCAGCACCGGUGAGAAGAGAUACAUUGUGUGUUCCCUGGCUGAGGAGGAUUGCUCACCAGGAUGGUCUCUUCCCAUUAAAGCCAUGGUCAAAUCUCUCCCACUUUGGGCCAUUGUGGUAUCUUAUUUCUGUGAAUACUGGCUGCUGUCCACAGUAAUGGCAUACACACCCACAUAUAUCAGCUCUGUACUUCAAGCAAACCUCAGAGAUAGUGGAAUCCUGUCGGCCCUGCCGUUCAUGGCUGGCUGUGUCUGCAUCAUCCUUGGGGGGCUGUUGGCAGAUUUUCUCCUCUCCAGGAAAGUCCUCCGACUGGUAACUAUCCGGAAGCUUUUCACUGCCAUAGGGGUCCUUGUCUCAUCCGGGAUCCUCGUGCCCCUGCCUUGGGUCAGAUCCAGCCGCAGCACCACAAUGGCCUUCUUGGUUUUAUCUUCUGUCUUCUGCAGCCUCUGUGAUUCAGGGGCCCUCAUUAACUUCUUAGAUAUUGCUCCACGGUACGCUGGCUUUCUCAAAGGGCUGCUGCAGGUCUUCUCUCAUAUAGCAGGAGGCAUAGCUCCUACUGUGGCUGGAUUUUUCCUCAGUCAGGAUCCAGAGUUUGGCUGGAGAAAUGUCUUCUUGCUUGCAGCUGCUAUUGAUGUAGUAGGCCUUCUCUUCUACCUCAUCUUUGGCCAAGCAGAGGUACAGGACUGGGCUAAGGAACAGACAUUCACCCAUUUCUGAGAAAAGGGAACGAUGUGUGAGAUCCUGACACUUCCCUUCAAAGAUCUGCUUUUGUGCCUGCUUGACCACUAAAGCCAUCCAACUGGAAGGGGCUUCGUUUCCAGGAUCAUCUCAGAGAUCCUGGCUAUGUAACACUAAGGGUAUUUUUUUCCACACAACUGGAGGUUUCACAAGGAAAGGAAAGGAUUGGUUGUUUAUAACUGUAUGCUCCUGGAAGCACAGGUGUGUCCAACUGUCUAUGAAUCCUCUAUACUUUCCCCUGUUGCCAUGGUAAAAGCAUCAGGGGCUGGAGGACAAUUUGCCAUCAAAGCUAAAGAGGAAGCCAGAAGUACAGGAGUGAUGAGUUGGAACCAUAGGAGUGUGGUACCAUGAACUCUUUAAACUGUCAGCAAAAGAGACCUGACAACCCGGAAAAGAGGAUGUCUACAGGCUGAUGUCCUGGGGCAGGAGGCCAAAGUGGACAGUUGCUCAUAUGUUAAGUGAGGGGGUUAAAGAGCCAUUGUGAGCCAUUGGUGUGUGUAGGGUGUCUAACUGAAAACAGUCAGGAUCAAGAACAAUGGAGAGUGAGUCUGUCAUGCAAAAAGGAAUGAACUUUCUUCAACUAAUACAAGAGGGGUAAUGGAAUUCAACCAUUCUGGACAACUUUAUGUCUGUGGAUCUUGGCUUUGGAUCAAAACCACUUUUACAAUAUAAACCCCACCCAGGCACUCUCUGGA